AUGAAGUUUUUCAUGGGUGGGCUUGGUGCUUUGACACUCGGUGGAGCCGUGUUCGGGUUUACGCUGGUGAAGGAGGUUGCGGUUUUGGAAGCACAUCUCAAUGAAAUGCGACGCAAUAUUGCCCUUAUCAAGGGCAAGUUGCUUGAGAUUCCGGUUUCUGCAGAGGCCUUGGAGGCUCUAGAAUCUAAAGGAAAGGAAACAAAGAAAUAG
Messenger RNA from Orbilia oligospora ATCC 24927, 210 nucleotides. RefSeq lists its product as uncharacterized. The transcript has 2 exons. The coding region runs from base 1 to 210 and encodes 69 amino acids. Lineage: Eukaryota; Fungi; Ascomycota; Orbiliomycetes; Orbiliales; Orbiliaceae. The record is from RefSeq and is a predicted model, not a curated record.